This is a messenger RNA of Ascoidea rubescens DSM 1968, 867 nucleotides long. RefSeq lists its product as uncharacterized. The transcript has a single exon. NCBI's taxonomy places the organism in Eukaryota, Fungi, Ascomycota, Saccharomycetes, Ascoideales, Ascoideaceae. The record is from RefSeq and is a predicted model, not a curated record. Gene Ontology annotation, biological process: mitochondrial electron transport, cytochrome c to oxygen. Bases 50 to 799 code for a protein of 249 amino acids.
CUUCUCCAUUUGUAUUGGAAUAUUGGAACACUGUCGCCCCAGGUCGAUGAUGAAUAAACUCAACAAGCUAGACAAAAUCAGGAAUCUCAAGGGUCUCAAGGAUCUUAAGAAUCUCAAAUUCAAAACACCCUCCAGGCUAUUCACCUCUGGUUUUACAAAACUUCAAAACAAUGUAUCCCAAAAGACACCUCUGGUAAACAGUAACCAACCCAUAACUGACGCUUCUAAAGUCCAGUUCAAACUGUUGGGGCCAAACACAGAUAAAGAUAUUGGGUUGGCGUCGGUGAAGGAUGUCUUCCAGUCUCCAUUUUCGAUGGACAACCAGGACGAAGAACUAGAGAACAAUUCCCAAAACAUGAAUUUCAAUGCUGUUAUCAAUAAACCAGAGCUAUACAUGAAGUUGAACGUGUUUGAACAAAACUUCGUCAAAAGCGAGCUAUCCACCAGGCAAGAGGGCUCAUGGAGCACCUUGACCAUUCCUGAAAAGAAAUUCUUGUACUGGCUAUCAUAUGGCAACUGGGGCCCCAGAGAAGGCUUUCAAAAAUACUCAUCGUUGGAGCCACCGGAAGACAUCCCUUUCAAACCUCACCAAAAGAGAGACCCCAGCAGAGCUGUGGUGAGAAGACUCAAGAAAGUCAACUUGCGGGAGUGCAACGACUACAGACGAAGACAGAACACCAACCCCUUGACCAAUGUCGUCUUUGUCUCCACCAUCGUUGUGAGCUUGAUUGCUGUCUUCAGAGACAAGUUCGUUGGUGAGCCCAAAAAAGCCCUUUCUGAAACACCCGAAAAUAGUUAGUGCCCUGAUUUACAUGCCCGUUCCCACAUUUACUGUAAAUAGUUUAUAUCCAUCCACCUCGAAUAAAU